GGAGGAGGAAAGAAGAAGAGGAAGCUGCUAAGAAGCUCCCGGUGCCGUUUUGGGGAUAUGGUGCCAGAUCUGGUCUCUUCUGAGCUCCUUGCAGCCUUUGGGUGAUUAGGACAUUGAAUUUGGUGGACAGCUACCAUUCGUUCCCUUGGAUCGUACCUGCCCUUGCUUUCCUAAUCCCCUCCUGCGUUCCCCUUCCCUCUGAUAAAACUCCAGGGUGUUGCAGUGUUGCUAUGGAGUCCAGAGAGGCUCUGGGCAGUUCUUGGCAAAGGGGGGGUAAGGCAGACUUUCUUCGAGCUGCUGUCACCUCUGUGAAGCCUCUGUCUGCCUCCUGCUGUGUGAAGGAGACAAUGCUGCCUGUGGCAGGCUCGGGGAAAGGGAUCCUGGUGAGUGGCAAGAGGCUGGAGCCUGAGGAAAAGGACGAGCUGGGUUCUGGGAGAGAUGUGGAUUCCACUUCCAAUGCAGACAGCGAGAAAUGGGUGGUGGGAGAUGGACUGGAGGAGCAGGAAUUUUCCAUCAAGGAGGCUAACUUUACAGAGGGGAGUUUAAAACUAAAGAUCCAGACCACCAAGAGAGAUAAGAAGCCCCCAAAGAACUUGGAGAACUAUAUUUGUCCUCCUGAGAGCAAAACCACCAUCAAGCAAUCUGGGGAGCAGAAGCUUUCUCGAGCUAGUAAAAAUAGCAAGGCAGAUAAAGAGGAGAACAGAUCACACUCCAGAAAGAAGGGAAAAGUCAUAGAAGAUGCAAAACUGCUUAUGAGUUGUGGUUGCAGAAAAGAGAAAAAUGCUCAUAUGAAAGACUCAGAUCAGAAUGAUGAAAAGAAUAUAGCCAAGGAAUGUGGUUUUCCAAUACAGUCCCCAGCAACUUUAACUUUCUUAAAGGUUUAUGACAGACCACAAAAACAUUCUGCUUUGCACUAUGAUCCAGGUCUCCAACAAGACUUCGCCAGUGACACCUUAAAAUCAAAGCACCAGCAAAAAAGUAGCAACCAGCACCAUCUUGACUGGUCAGCAAGCUCUGAUACUGGAUCCACUUCUCAAAGUUGCUUUGUUAACACAGAACCCAGUAGAGAAGCAGUCAGUGCCACCAAGGUCUCCACUUUGGAGCCAGGAGUUUCCUUCAGCAAAUCCCAGGCAAAAAAGUUGUGCUCCAGUAGCACAUGGGGGCAGCUGUCAGCCAGUAGUAAAGAGAUUGCCAUUUGCAGUGCAGUCCCAUCACCCAACAGCAUCAGCAGGGCUGCCCAGUUGAGCAAUGCCUCCGAGUGCAAUGGGCUUUUGCUUCCUGGAGAUCAAGAGGGAGGUGUGCAGCUGGAAGCCCCCAAUCAGCCCACCAGGAGUACAAAGAAGUCCUGCAAAAACAACUUGCUAAGUCAAGCCAUCCAAACCACAGACAUCAAAUGUGUAAAGAGUGCUCAGAAAGCAUUUGACAGCAUGGAAGGAAAAAAGGAGUCUUAUUCAAUGGACAGUGUGUUGGAUACAUUACCCUCAAAUCAGAAUCCCAUUUCUGCUAGCAGUUGUGAAAGUGACACCAGUUGCAUACGAAUUACUAUCCCAAUAAAGUCUCCAACAACAGAUACAUCUGGCCACAAAAGGAAAAAAAGGCACUCCACAAAAUCUUUCAUAGAGAAAACUAUCCAGGAGAAAAGUCUGCCUUCUGGACUUGCUAUGAGCAGUGAAGUGGCAAACAGGACUAGCUCUCAGCCAGAGGGGAGUAAAAAAGAUCUUCGAGCCACAAAGACAGGAAAAGUGAUUGAAGAAGAGUCCCCCUUAGUAGCUGUUGAUAAUGUGUUCACUGACAAAGCCUCCCCCAACCAUGCCACCAGACUCAGAAAAUCAAUAUCUGUGACAUCCACUCUCAUACCCACUGAUCUUUCCACAGCCAGCAAAUUAGCUGAAGUCCAACACCCCAAACAUGCAGCUAAGUGGCAAUGGACCUGUAGCCAACCUAAAUCUAUCCUUCAGGAGACCUCCAUGACAACAUCUGAGAAGCUGAUGGUGGAGCCUCCUUCAGCCUAUCCCAUCACACCAUCCAGCCCUCUUUAUACCAAUACAGACAGUCUUACUGUGAUCACACCUGUCAAGAAAAAAAGAGGACGACCAAAGAAACAGCCUUUGCUCACUGUUGAAACCAUUCAUGAGGGAACCUCUACCAGCCCAGUGAGUCCAAUCAAUCACGAAUUUCCAGGAACAAAGAAAAGGAAGAGGAGAAGGAAUCUGCCCAAGUUGGCCCAGAUAGUUCCAGGAGAGGACAAGUCCAUCAGUGAACUCAAGUUUCACAAAAGUGUCACAAAGCUUGGGGUCUUAGAUAAGAAGACCAUUAAGACCAUUAAUAAAAUGAAAACCCUCCAGAGGAAAAACAUUCUCAAUCAGAUCUUGUCCUCCUGCUCCAGCAGCAUAUCUCUGAAAGCAAAAGUCCAGACCCUGUUUAGUGCUGGGCCAACCACCAUUGAUGCUAGACUAAGGAAGCAGAUCAAUGUCAGCAAGAGAGGGACUAUCUACAUUGGUAAAAAAAGGGGCAGAAAGCCAAGGGCAGAGCUGCAGCCUCAUCCAGAGAAACCUAGGACAGCCAUCAAGCACUCAAGGCCUGUUUCCAGCCAGCCAGAAACCCCAGCAGUGCCUUCCAACCUGCAGUCACUUGUGGCAUCAUCACCAGCAGCUAUUCAUCCACUUUCAACACAGUUAGUGGGGAUUAACGACAACCUCAGCCCUGCAAGCACUGAAACUAAUUUUUCAGAGUUAAAAACUAUGCCAAAUCUUCAACUUAUCAGUGCUCUUCCUACAAAAAUCCAGAAAGGAAUGCACAGUAAAACUUGGAAGCUGUCUCCACCCCAGCCAAUGGCUAAUUCACCUUCUCACCUCUGUGAAAUAGGUUCUCUGAAAGAAGUCACGCUGUCACCGGUGAGCGAGUCUCAUAGUGAGGAAACCAUACCAAGUGACAGUGGGAUAGGUACAGACAACAACAGUACCUCUGACCAAGGAGAGAAAAGCUCAGAAUCCUGCCAGAGAUACUCCUUUGAUUUCUGCACCCUGGACAAUCCAGAGGCUAUCCCAUCUGACACCAGCAUAAAGAACAAGCAUGAUCACUGGCAGAAACAUCUCAUUGUGGAUAGCUUUCUCUUUGAUGAUGGUAUUAAAAAGCCAAAGCACAAGAGGAAAAGGAAAAGCCUGCAGAACAGAGAUGACCUCCAGUUUCUGGCAGACCUUGAAGAACUCAUCAAUAAGUUUCAAGUGUUCAGGAUUUCCCAUAAAAGUUAUACAUUUUAUCAUGAAAAUCCACAUCCCAGCAUCUUUAGGAUUAAUUUUGAUCACUACUACCCUGUGCCAUAUAUCCAAUAUGACCCAUUGUUCUAUCUUCGCAGGACCUCUGAUAUAAAGUCUAAGAAGAAGAGUGGUAGACCUACCAAAACCAAUGACACCAUGACAAAGGUGCCUUUUUUACAAGGGUUUGGUUACCCUAUUCCCAGUGGGAGUUACUAUGCACCCUAUGGAAUGCCUUACACAUCAAUGCCUAUGAUGAAUCUUGGUUACUAUGGUCAGUAUCCAGCUCCUUUGUACCUGUCUCACACACUUGGAGUGGCUUCCCCAUUUAUGAGACCUACUGUGUCCCCACCCCAAUUCCAUGCAAGCUCUCAUAUGAAGAUGUCCACCACUGCCAAACAUAAAGCAAAACAUGGAGUGCACGUACAGGCCCCUAUGGGAAUGGGCCUUGGAGACAUGCAGUCCUCUUUGGCUCCCCCAAAGGUUGGAGGAACAAGCCUUUCAAGUGGCCAACUUCACAAAAGAAAACACAAACAUAAGCACAAGGACAAGGAUGAGCAAAUAUUGGGGACACAUGAAGAGCUGAGUGGUCUCUUUGCUAGCAAGUCCACUGGCUUCUCCAGCCAUGCAGUUAAUGAAAGGCUAAGCAACUCAGAUAAAGACUUCUCCUUGCUCAACGAGAAAAGAAAACACAAAGAGAAGCAGAAGCACCAGCAUUGUGAAACCAGACACAAAAGCUCAAAGACUAACUUUGAAGCAGAUUCAUUGUCUAUAUUAUCACUUUCUGAUGCCCAGCAGUGGACACAGAGUAAAGACAAUAGUGACUUAAGCAAUGAUCCUGUUGACUCUUGCACAAGGAGAUACUCUCGUAAUACUGAGAGUAAUGGAAGGUCAGAGUCCCUGGACAUGUUUGGUGAAAUGAAUUCUUCAAGUGAGAAGCAGAACAAUGAUGCAAGUGGGAAUAAAAGAAGAAGCUUUGAAGGGUUUGGAACUUACAGGGGAAAGGACAUACAGCCCUUCAGGACAAAUAGGAAGAACAGAAGUACUUAUCAUUCUUCAGCUUCUUCAGCCAUCUCACCACUGAAAAAAAGGUUCAAGUGCCAUGAAAUUGAAGCCAUCCAGUGCGAGGUGCGCAAGAUGUACAACUACAUCAAGAUCCUGUCCACAAAGAAGAACCUGGAUCAUGUGAACAAGAUCCUGAAAGCCAAGCAGCUGCAGAGACAAUCAAAGACAGGCAAUAACUUCAUCAAGAAGCAGAGGGGGCAUCCCCGGAAGCAACCUCUUUCCUUUCAUGAAGACUCCAAAGACCAAAUGCCUGUUCUGGAAAAAUGCAUUGACCUUCCCAGCAAAAGAGGUCAGAGACCAGCACCCAACCCUUUAAUAUUAGAGCAAGCAACAACUCAAGAUACAAUCAUGGCCACUAUUGAGGCUGUCAUACACAUGGCUCAAGAGAUGCCACCACCACUACCUCUUCUCCCUCCUCCCCCUCCUUCACCCCCUUUCCCUCCACUCUGGAAGCCCCAGGUUGGGAAAAGAAAAAAUAAGUCCCUGCAGAAGGAAAAGGAAGACGUGAAAGUGAAGCAGCAUCAAAAAAGCAGAGGGAGCAAAAGCCUUUCCUAAGGCUGGUACACCUUGUUGGAUGUUGGCUGCUGGUAGUAGGGUACUCCAGGACUGAGGAACUGGAGACACACAGUCUACUUCACCCCUGUGGCAGCACCAGACUUGCUCAUGCCUUUAGCAGCCAGAACUCCUAGCAGAAAGCUGUGCCAGCUAGGGUUUGCAUUUGGCCUCAGCCUCCCCUAGGAAAGAGCAAAGAAGGGUGUGGGAAAGAGGGGUAAGGAGGGCUCUACGUGUGUGUGCCAAAUUUGGGGAGACCAUCUACUUUGCAGUUUCCAAAACUAAUCAGUCUCAGGGCUGCUGUUCUCAUACCGUACCUGGAAGGCAGGAAAUCAUCUUUGGAAAGAGCUGAAUGUUGUUACUAGGGCUGCAUGCUCGACUGUUUCUGUUUGGUGAGCUAAGUGAAACUAAGACUAACUUUACCAUAGUAGAAAUCACUGUAAAAAAAGGAAAAAGAAGAAACAAAAAACCCAACAAAAAAGUAGUGCAAUUUUCUCAACUGUGAUGUUGGUUGUAAUCAGUUUGAUUUUUUUUUUUCUAGUUUUAUAUACCUACCAGGCUUUGAGGCAGCAUAACCCAAAAUGUCUGACUUCUGCUACAACUGUAUAUUACUUUCUCAUUUACUUGCCUACUUACAAUUAGCUGCAAUAUAGGCAAUAGAAAAGUAGAACCUUACGUGCAUGCACACUCAUUCCAAGUGCUAGCCCAAGGAAUGACAAAAUGCCACAGCAUUUAACGAUAAAGUAUACAUGGAUAUUCAGUUAUGACAGCACAUUUAUAUGAAGCAACUUGGUGAUGGCAUGUGAAAAAGGGGCCAUCCAUCAAUCAAGUUGUUUUGAUGUUGGUACAUAUGAGAUAAGAACAGCAAGUCAGUUUUGGGGAAUAGAAUUACAGUAAACAUGGGCAAAAUCACAAGAAAAAAUAGUAUAAAAAAGAUAAAAGAAAAAAAUAGGACAGAAAAAGCAGAGUAAAAAUACAAGGUCCAAACCUACCAGUUCUUACCACCUGCAAUUCCCAGUGAAAUUGAUGGGAAACCCAGGAUCUGAAUAAUUUGCAUUGGGUGACAAUGCCUUGAUAUAUUGUUUUAAAGAAAAUAGAUAAAGUAGAUAUUUUAAAUAAAAACAACUAUAGAACAAAAUUCUAUGGAAAUAGGUCCUUUCUUGGCAAUUAUUUCUUAAAAAUUAAAAGGAAUAAGUGUUCUUAUCUGAAAAUAAAACUAUUCAAAGGGUAUCACCACUGCAAUUGUAUUAAUGCCACUUUGGACAUGUUCUCCAAAUUGCGGUUGCCUUAAUAAUCUAAAAAAAAUAUUUUUUUUGUAUAUAAUGUAAUUAUAAACCUCUCAGUCUGCAUGGAUGCAAACUGUGUGUGACAAAUUGUCUCUUUAAAUGGUCAGUUCAAAUUGUAUAUUUCUCAUUCAAGUUGUCUGUUAGCUGUUGGGUAACUAUUGGGUAAAAUACUCAAGCUCCAUUUCCACAGCCCAAUUAAAAUGAUUAACUACAAAGACUGAACAGGACAGUGUUCCAUAGCAGUAACAAUGCUUUUAAAAAAAGAAGUCAGUUGUUGAAAUUUGAGAUAGGUACUUUCAAUUUAAUUUCAUUUCUUUUUAAAGUCCUGUAGUACACUCAGUACCUGGCAUAGCAAAAUGAAUAUUAAAAUGAGAGUGAGGAGGGAAAAUUCCAGCAAAAGAGUAUGAACAAGAAUUAUUUAAUGAUUCAUGAACCAAAUGCUAUUCCCUUUUUUGUGAAAUCUUUGAAUUGGCUUAUUGCCAAGGAAAUUUCAAAUAAUGACCAAAAAAACCCAAAACAACAAACCCAACAACAAAUUCCCCACAAAGAAAAUAUUGUGUUUCUAUUCUGUUAUUUAUUUACAAAAAUAAUUUUAAGACUAUGCUGUUAAAGGGACACUGUAAACAUACAGCUUGUUAUCUUUACAAACAAAUUUUUCUUAGCACCUUAGCUUAUUAAAACUAAAUUCAUUUGAAGUUUGGAUUGGGUUGGGGAGCUGGGUGAGAGGAUUUUUUUUAAAGGCUGGAACAAAUCUUGAGAUCCUGUCUCCUUAAAACGGAUAAGAAGGAUGGUAGAAUUUUGUUUCAAAUUUGUUUUGCUUUGUUCAUCACACUGAUUUGCACUGUUUUCCAAUUAACACAUCUUAGAAAUAAACUGGCCAGAUGC
Poecile atricapillus (Black-capped chickadee) is the source of this 7042-nucleotide messenger RNA. RefSeq names its product SET-binding protein-like. The transcript has 9 exons. Lineage: Eukaryota; Metazoa; Chordata; Aves; Passeriformes; Paridae. The record is from RefSeq and is a predicted model, not a curated record. Gene Ontology annotation, molecular function: DNA binding. The coding region runs from base 231 to 4874 and encodes 1547 amino acids.